Messenger RNA from Tachyglossus aculeatus (Australian echidna), 3482 nucleotides. It is a transcript of the gene DLAT, whose product is annotated as dihydrolipoamide S-acetyltransferase. The record is from RefSeq and is a predicted model, not a curated record. Bases 1 to 1923 code for a protein of 640 amino acids. Gene Ontology annotation, cellular component: pyruvate dehydrogenase complex. The transcript has 14 exons. Gene Ontology annotation, molecular function: dihydrolipoyllysine-residue acetyltransferase activity. Lineage: Eukaryota; Metazoa; Chordata; Mammalia; Monotremata; Tachyglossidae. Gene Ontology annotation, biological process: pyruvate decarboxylation to acetyl-CoA.
AUGUGGCGCCUGUGGCUGCGCGCGCGGCGGGCGGGGGCCGCGGGGCUGCGCCCGGCGGGGGGGGGGCCCCGGGGGGGGGGCCCGGGGGGAGGCGCGCUCCCGCGUCCGGCCCGGAUGGUCCCCGCGCGCUCCCUGGGGGGCGCGGGCCCGUGGGCGGCGGGGGCCGGGCCCGGACCGAGGACCCGCUCCCCGCUGCUCCGCCCCCCCCCCGCCCCCGCCCCCGCCCCGCGACACUACAGCCUCCCCCCGCACCAGAAGGUGCCCCUGCCCUCGCUGUCACCCACCAUGCAGGCGGGCACCAUCGCCCGCUGGGAGAAGAAGGAAGGGGAGCAGAUCCGCGAGGGCGACCUCAUUGCCGAGGUGGAGACGGACAAGGCCACCGUGGGGUUUGAGAGCCUGGAGGAGUGUUACCUAGCCAAGAUCCUUGUCGCCGAGGGAACCAGGGACGUGCCCAUCGGGGCCAUCAUCUGCAUCACCGUGGAAAAGCCCGAGCACAUCGAAGCCUUUAAAAACUACACCCUGGAUUCGGCGGGGCCCCCGACGGCAGCGGCGGCUCCUCCUGCCCCUCCUCCCCCCCCUGCAGCUGCCCCAGCACCCUCCGCUCAGCCUCCAGGGAGCUCCUACCCCCCUCAUUUACAGGUCCAGCUCCCGGCCCUGUCCCCCACCAUGACCAUGGGCACCGUGCAGAGGUGGGAGAAGAAGGUGGGCGAGAAGCUGAGCGAAGGGGACCUGCUGGCCGAGAUCGAGACCGACAAGGCCACCAUCGGUUUUGAGGUUCAGGAGGAAGGUUACCUGGCAAAGAUCCUGGUGGCAGAAGGCACAAAGGACGUGCCCCUGGGCACUCCGCUGUGUAUCAUCGUGGAGAAGGAGGCGGACAUUCCUGCAUUCGCGGACUACCAGCCGACGGCGGUGGUAGACAUGAAACCCCAGCCCGCACCAUCCACCCUGGCUUCGGCAGCAGCCUUCGCCGCUUCUCCGCAGCCCGCUUCCCCCGCACCCCCGGCUGCCCGCCCCGCUGCCGCUGCUGGCUCAAAGGCGAGGCUCCACGUCAGCCCCCUGGCCAGGAAACUGGCCACCGAGAAGGGCAUCGACCUGGCCCAGGUGAAAGGGACUGGACCGGAUGGCAGGAUCACCAAGAAAGACAUCGACUCAUUCGUGCCUUCCAGGGCCGCCCCCGCUCCGGCCGCGGCGGUGCCCAGCCUGACUCCCGAGGUGGCGGCCGCGCCCGCCGGCGUCUUCACCGACAUCCCAGUCAGCAACAUUCGCCGAGUGAUCGCUCAGCGGCUGAUGCAGUCCAAGCAGACCAUCCCUCACUACUACCUCUCCGUGGACGUGAACAUGGGAGAAGUUUUGCUGGUCCGGAAGGAGCUCAACAAGAUGCUGGCGGGGAGCAGUAAGAUUUCGGUCAACGACUUCAUCAUCAAGGCCUCAGCCCUGGCCUGCCUGAAGGUGCCCGAAGCAAAUUCCUCUUGGCUGGACACCGUCAUCCGGCAGAACCACGUGGUCGACGUGAGCGUGGCCGUGAGCACCCCCGCGGGACUCAUCACGCCCAUAGUGUUCAACGCACACAUCAAAGGGUUGGAAUCCAUCGCCAACGACGUCGUCUCGUUGGCAGCCAAGGCUCGAGAGGGGAAGCUGCAGCCCCAUGAGUUCCAGGGCGGCACCUUCACCAUCUCCAAUUUAGGCAUGUUCGGGAUAAAGAACUUCUCCGCCAUCAUCAAUCCGCCUCAGGCCUGCAUCUUGGCGAUCGGGGCGUCCGAGGACAGGCUGGUGCCAGCAGAGAACGAGAGGGGGUUCGACGUGGCCAGCAUGAUGUCCGUCACCCUGAGCUGUGACCAUCGGGUGGUGGACGGGGCCGUGGGAGCCCAGUGGCUGGCGGAGUUCCGGAAGUUUCUGGAGAAGCCCAUCACCAUGCUGCUAUGAUCCCCCCAGCCGGGGGUCGGGGGGGGGCCGGCGGCUCCUUGGGGCCGCGCCGGGUAUUUAUUCGUCUCAGUUGUCGGAGGGGGCCCCUUUUUUUAUUUUAAAGCUCGCCUGUUAUUUUGGCUGUCCAGACCAGUGUUAUUUCGGCUGUCCAGACCCGUGGGGGCGGCGGGGGAGCGAGGACGGGUGGGCGCCCGGGAAACCGGGAGGCUGGCCAAGGGAAGGUGGGCAAGGGCAGCGUCUCCAUCCCACCCUGGCUUUGGAAUUGGGCUCAGCUUAGAUCACGGCCACCCCACCGGUUUCAACCGGGUGGGCAAAGUAGCACCCUCCGCCUGCCCCCAACCCGGCCCAUCCCCGGUUUGUCCGGGAAACUUGUUCCACAGACAAGCUCUCCCAGCUUCCCGCGAGCACCAAGGCCUCACGGGCUGCGGGAAGACCUAAUAAUAGUUAUAAUGAUAGUAAUUAUUAUUAUUAGGCACCAUCCAGAGUCCAGCUGGCCUGAGGUGGGCCGGGCAUUUGUUCAUAUCUGAGUGGUCACCCCCGAGGUGUGGCUUCCAUCUCCUGCCUGGGAGUUGUGUAUUUUCCCUGUCUCUCUCCCCCGGACUCCCUGAGCCCCCGCCCAGCCCUGCUCCCGAGGCCCCAGACAAGCAGAGAGGCAGACGGGGAAGCUCUCACGAUCAAGAUUGCCCCUCCAAAAGCACUCCCGGCCCCACUUGGACAAUGCACUGACCGCCCCCUGCCCCCCCCCCGGGGCUGAGCAGGUACCUCAGUGACACACUGGUCACUGGGCCGCCCGGCAGCAGGAGGGGAUGGUGGAGGGGAGGGGGGCUGUGGAAGCAUCUGCCCGGGGCCCCUCCCAUCCCCUGCAGGAUGGUAGAAUGAAUUCCCAAGGGUUCUGCCUCAACUCCAGGCCUUCUGUUGAACGGCAGCAUUUUAAUAAAUCUUCGGGAUUGUUCACAACUUGAAAAUGAACGUGAGCGGUGGGUCCUUUCUCGCGGCCUCCUCUUCCUCCGUGGCCCGGCCCCGCUCGCCCCGGCCUCGGCCUGUUGGGAAACACCCUGCGCAAAGGCAAGUUGGGAGUGAAGGCGAUGCCCACUAACAGCUCUGAAACCGGUGCCCCUCCCUCCGCCCUCUUCUAGCCCCCCAAGGCGAGGUUACUGAGUCGGUCUGACCUUGUCAAGGUCAAACAGGUCAUCCCCUUCCCUCCUCCCCAAGCCCCCCACAUACCCCGGGGGGGUUCCGGCCUGUUACAAGGGACCAUCGCAGAGGGGCAGAGGCGGCUGAAAGUUUUGCAGAUUUAAGUUGGCUUUUUUGUUUCUGCUGUUGCUACUGCAAGAGACCAGUUCCACCCUGCCCUGCCCCGGCCUUUCACCGGUGUGACUAGAGCAAGCCGCCCACGGGGCCGCUUUCAUCUAGUCUGCACCUGGGUGACAGGCCAGGAAUACUCCCUUUAUGGUUCUCUUCCCCCUCCCACCCCCGGGCUGAAAAAAAAGGAGGUAGGGACACUCCUCUGGAUUAGAAUCGGCCUGUUAAAGAUUAAAGACAGCUGUCCAUUUUCAGUG